Thalassophryne amazonica is the source of this 3831-nucleotide messenger RNA. RefSeq names its product helicase, POLQ like (gene helq). Gene Ontology annotation, molecular function: ATP binding; nucleic acid binding. NCBI's taxonomy places the organism in Eukaryota, Metazoa, Chordata, Actinopteri, Batrachoidiformes, Batrachoididae. Bases 166 to 3438 code for a protein of 1090 amino acids. The record is from RefSeq and is a predicted model, not a curated record. The transcript has 19 exons.
AUAAAUAAAUGUUAUAAUUAUUAAUCAGGAUUUUUUUGGUAAUUUAAUGUGUAAUUUUAAUGAGCGACCAUUGUGUUGGUUUAAGUUUCACAUGGUUUUGUGAGAUCUGGUUACUAAAACCAGAAACAUGGUAUGUAAUGAAUUAAAACGUGAUAUCAACCCAUUAUGAACAUCGAAAAACACGUAAUGAAAACGAAAAGAAUUUCAUCAAGAAAAAGGUCAAAAUGCAGCUUUCACACUCAGCUAACCCCAGCCAACAAGAGAGGAGCUAACAGCCCCGACGAUACACGGUACUGCAGUGACGCUGAGGACCUGUUUGGAGACUAUGACAGUAUCCUGGAAAGCAGCUCUGUGCUGGCACAGCUGGACAGUGCAGAACUACAUGAACAUCAGGGUCCAGGUGCUGAUCUUGACAAUCCUGGAGGUGCUGAUUUCACAGCUGUCCGUGCAGCAGCUGAUUGUUUCUGUAGAAAGGAACUUCUUACUGAAUUGGUCUUGGAAGACCUCAGAAAUGCAGCCUGUGAGGAAUUGCCAGCCCCACAGGUUGAAGGUCAAAAUGUUUUUCCAGCCAGGCUCGACAGUGUUAAAACAUCGACACCGUGUAGGACCUCUGAAAAGACUGUGGAUAUUGAAAUUGAAAAGGUCGUUGAAGGUGAGGCAUUUCAUUUUCCCAAAGCCAGGAGAAGCGUAGCGGAGCAGCUGAAGAGAACCAUGCUGGUCAAUGCAGCAGCUCCCGCUUGUUUUUCACGGACAGUAAAGCUGAAAGAAGCUGUAGUUUCUGAAGAACUCCAUGUCGCCAUGCAGGCCAUGGAAACUGUAUCCACAGAGACGACAGACCUUGGGCCUUUUUUUGGGCUUCCCUCUGAAGUGAAGGAUCUUCUGUGCAAACAUCGAGGAAUCCAGAGUCUCUAUGAUUGGCAGGAGACGUGUUUGAACCUGGACAGCAUCCAGCAACGGAAGAAUCUGAUCUACUCCCUUCCAACCAGUGGAGGCAAAACCCUGGUCGCUGAGAUCCUCAUCCUCAGAGAACUGCUGUGCAGGAGAAAGGACUGUCUCUUUAUUUUACCCUACAUAUCCCUGGUCCAAGAGAAGGUCCGAGGUUUAGCCACUUUUGGUUUGGAGCUGGACUUCAUGGUGGAGGAGUAUGCUGGCAGCAAAGGAAAGUUCCCCCCAAUAAAGAGACGGAGCAAGAAGUCGCUUUAUGUUGCCACCAUAGAAAAGGCCCACAGCCUGGUCAACUCCCUGAUAGAAACCAGCAGGAUCCAGGACCUCGGGCUGGUGGUAGUUGAUGAGCUUCACAUGCUGGCUGAUGGCAGCAGAGGGGCAGUUAUGGAAAUGACCCUGGUCAAACUUAUGUACUCCAAUCGAACAACCCAAAUUAUUGGAAUGAGUGCUACGUUGAGAAACAUCAAAGACCUUCAGAUGUUUUUGAAGGCUGAACAUUACACUAAUGAUUUUAGACCUGUCCAGCUGAAGGAGUAUGUUAAACUGAAGGACACGAUCUACGAGGUGGACCCAAAGGAAGACGAAUGUUUCACAUUAUCACGAGUUCUGGCAUUCAAGUACUCCAGUGCCAUGCAGAAGACUGACCCUGAUCAUGUGAUCGCUCUGGUGACAGAAGUGAUCCCGACACAUUCCUGCCUGGUCUUCUGCCCCACCAAGAAGAACUGUGAGAAUGUGGCUUUAAUGAUAUGCAAAUACCUGAAAGAGGGCUUUGUGAAGCACAAGCAGGCAGAGAAGAGCCUCCUGCUCAAGCAGCUGACACACAGUGGGAAUGGCUCCAUGUGUCCAGUACUCCAAAGGACUGUACCUUAUGGUUUGGCCUACCACCACAGCGGCCUCACGAAUGAAGAGAGGAAGCUCGUGGAGGAGGCCUACUCCAACGGCGUUCUCUGUCUGCUUACCUGUACCUCCACCUUGGCUGCAGGGAUCAACCUACCUGCCCGUAGUACAAACACGACAGAUCUACAAAGUCAGAUCCAGAGGCGAUAUCCAGGCAAGGGCAGCAUUGACACCCCUGCAAAAUGCCUUAGGUGGCAGUCAGUGACAGUGUGGUGUCUGAUCUUAGAGGCCACAGGUUUUCCAGUUGAUGGAGGUAAUCUUCAGGUUAUUCUUCAGGAGGUCCUUGAAGCAUUUCCUCUGGCGUUCUCUGGACUGGUUUACUUUGCUCAGCUGGAAGUACAAGUUCUGCUUGGGCAGUUGCCUGUCAUCCAUCUUAGCAAUGUGACCCACUCACUGAAGUUAGUUCUUGAUGAUGCACACUAUCCUCUGAAGCUUGGCUUCAAUGCUGAUGAUGGUUCAGUAGUCUUCUCUCCUGAUGUAGAGGAUACUCCUCAGGCAGCAUUGGCAGAAUCACGUGAGGGUCUUCAAGUGGCAGUGGCCAAAAGCCUCGUUUGUGCCCCGGUGGAGAAGUGCCACAGCCAGCUGCUGCACGACGACGGAAGAGGAAUCCUGAGCCUCAUCCUGUCCCUCAUUGGACUAAACAUGACCUCGUCUUUGGAAGAGAUCCGGGAGGUUUUGCGUGGAACUCUGCUGUCUGUUCAAGAGAAGCAGCUGUGUGUGGACAAGAGCAUGUGGCAGAGUGUGGAGGAGAGUGUGGAGUUGCUCAGAGAGAAGGGCCUAAUCACUGCCGCCGCACAAAGUUUGCAAGUCACCAAGCUGGGAAGAGCCACCUACAAAGGCUCAGUGGACCUGACUUACAGUGACAUGCUGUACAGAGACCUUGACAGAGGUCUGGAAGGUCUGUUACUCAACAGUUACCUGCACCUGGUCUACUUGGUCACACCUUAUGACAUGAUUUCCCAGUGUAAGCCGGACUGGAUGAUUUAUUUUCAUCAGAUAACAGCGCUGUCUGCAGCAGAGCAGAAGAUGUGUGCAUCAGUCGGUGUGCCAGAGAGUUUUAUUACAAGGAAGGCUGCAGGACAGGCUGUGAAAAAGAAUGUGAAUGGUGUGGUGGUGAGGAGGCUCUACCUGGCCCUGGUCCUCUUUUCCUUAUUGAAGGAAACCAGUUUGUGGAGCGUUGCAGAGAAGUUUCAGCUGAGCCGGGGCUUCAUUCAGACGCUGCUCAGCUCCUCAUCCGCCUUCUGCUCCUGCGUGCUGCACUUCACAGAGGAACUGGAGGAGUUUUGGCCUUUUAAGGCUCUGUUCACGGAGCUGACCCGAAGGCUGAGUUACUGUGCCAAGGCCGAGCUGAUCCCCCUGAUGGAGGUGUCUGGAGUCAUGGAGUUCAGAGCGAGACAGCUGUACGACGCUGGCUAUAAGACGCUGCCUCUGCUGGCCCACGCGGAUCCCAGGGUCCUCGCCAGAACCAUAGACAACUUAUACAAGAACCAAGCCAGCCAGAUGGUGGCCUCUGCCAAAAUGCUGCUGAAGGAAAAGGCUGCUGUGCUUCAGGAGGAAGUGGACGACUUGUUGAUGGUUCCCACAGAACCACUUUGACAUCAUCUGUGUUCUGACAAUACAGAGAUUUGAUUGCUUUGGUUUUAUCGUGUAUUCUUAUUAAAUUCAUCUGUGUAAAACCAAAAGUGUGAACAGGCUGAGCUAUAGCAACUCCCAUCAUGAUACAUCAAACCCGGUCUGUAGUUAUGGACCGAAGCCACAGCUACGUGCUCAUCCUGCUCACAGGCGAUGUGUCUCAUUGUGUUGGACCAGAACCCCUUCCACAGUCCUGUGGAACCUGAAUGGACCGUUGGAACACAUUUCUCCCUAAGCAUUAUGAUUAUGUUGGUGGACAGCACCCUUGAACACUUCCUCUGUCUGCUGCUCUCAUUAGGGGGCGCCACAACCGAUCUUCUGUCCCCAUCUCACCCUGUCCUCUGUAUCUUUCUCUAU